UUUAUUUGUUUUGUUUUAAGCUAAACAAAUUCAUGAAGAUCUCCAAGAUAUGCUGUAUUUUUUUAUUUUAAAAAAGAGUAUUGAAGACUUGUUUGUCAAGUGUCUGUUUAAAAAAAAAUCAAGACUUUUUUUUUUCUUCUAGGAUAUAUGUAUGGAAUUGAAAGUCAAGGCAAGCAUCACAUUUACUUUUAUUUAAGGGUUAGAGGUUCUCCAUCUUUCUUUCUUUCUUUAUUUUGUACUUCUACCCAAAGGGUGAAAAAAAUAUGAUUGAAAAAAAUAAAUCAAACAAGAAAUACACAAUAGUCUACAGAAGUAUACUAUAAUGGGAAAUCUUGUAAGCAAAACAUAAAAACUAAUGGCAAAACUGUACAAUAAGGAGCCAUUAGUGAUCACGACAAUGAAAUUACUUUAAAGCAUUUUUUCAUAUUUUGUUAUGUUUAUUUUAACAUUUACUAAUAGAUUAUUAUGGGUUAAUUUUAACUAAUACAUUAAAUAACGUUGUCUAAUUAUGAAGUUUUACCAGGUUUGAAGGGCUUCCGUAGGUUGCGCGCUCUUCUCCCUGUGCGUCGGUUACCACAGCAACCAGUGAGCUUGUGCGCGUUUCCGUGGCCGCCUCGCAAGUAACAACAACCAGCUUCUACAGUGACCGAAUACUCUUUAAAUCACGUAAACUGUUUUAUAUCUCCAAAAUCGGAGUUUUGUAAAAAUGCGGCGCACACAUUAUUUCACGCCGAAGGAGGUAUCCCUUCACAACACUCUCAAAGACAUAUGGGUGUCGUACCUGGGCAAAGUCUACGAUCUCACACCGCUGCUGGAGGAAUACAAAGGUGAUGUGUUGUUGAAACCUAUCACAGAGUAUGCAGGAAAGGACAUCAGUCACUGGUUUGACCCAAAGACAAAAGAUAUUCUAACACAUGUUGACCCCUUGACUGGCUGCAUUAAAUACUACACCCCUAGGGGGCGCUUUUUACACAUACCCCCUCCCUGCCCUCGCACUGACUGGGCCAAUGAUUUUGGGAAGCCGUGGUGGAAGGAUAACCGUUACGAGGUUGGGCUGCUGUCUGUCAAAACACGCUGGAUCCGCAUUAUCAACACUUUAACCUCCCAGGAGCAGAGGCUGGAGGUUUGCUCGGAGGAGACUCUGAAUGAGAUUCUCCAGCGAUACCUGUGCUACAAUUCCCAUGCAGCAAGCUACACCUGGAAGCACAAUGGCGUAAAUUUGGACAUGAGCAAGACCCUGAGUGAAAACGGCAUCCCUGAAGAGGAUGAGUUUUACUGCGGAAGCCCAGAGUGUGACCUCUUCUCUCCAUCCAUAUGUCUGUAUUUCAACGACGACCUCACUGAACUCUAAAAAACGCAAUACGAACAAUGGCAUAUAAUUCAUUUCAAUAUCCACUGCAAGCCAUUUUGAGCGAGAAGAAUACACCACAUCAACUAUUCAUGUGUUCAGUGUUUCAUCGAUUCCUGUCUGUGGUUAUCUUAUUGCAGCUCUGGGCUUCAUCCAAUCAAAUGCUGAGCAACAGAAUAAAAAUGAUUAAUGCCAGCCUACAUAAUAACCCCCUGAACCAUUAAGUCUGGUGGUUGCCAUGGUAAUUGCUCGGAGGAAAUGCUGUAGCUACUGUAUUGUAGGCCCCAGCAGGCUCUCAACCCUAAUUAAGUAGCAUUAUAUAUGUAUGCAUGUACACAGAAAUGAUUUCAUGCAGCCAACAUUUCAAUUUAAUCACUGCUUUAUGAGACUAUGCCACUAACAUCUACAAACGUGCAUCUUUUUCUAAGCAGUUUAAUUUGCCUGUGCACUGUUUUCUUGGUCUAAAUUUUUAGGAAGCUUUUCUUUUCUUUAGAAAAGAACAUCUAGAACAUUGGCUCUCAUCCAGAGGGGCCGGGGCCCACCAGGGGGCCUAGAGAUUGCUUAAAAUGAUUUAAAAUAUGCUUUAAAUAUUUCUAAGACCUGGAAAAGUCAUGGACAUUUUUAAAAUUGUCAAGCUCAAAAAUAUUGUACAGGGUAGAGACUGCUGAGAAAUCAUUAUUUGCGUGUAAAAAGGUUGAGAACUGCUGAUGUAAUCUAUACCAACCAAACAUUAAAAAACUAAAUUAGA
Molecule: messenger RNA, 2096 nt
Organism: Cyprinus carpio (common carp)
Lineage: Eukaryota; Metazoa; Chordata; Actinopteri; Cypriniformes; Cyprinidae
Product: cytochrome b5 domain-containing protein 1
Source: RefSeq, a predicted model, not a curated record